AUGGGCAAUCUGUGCUGCUGCGUUCAAGUUGAUCAGUCUACCGUGGCCAUCAGAGAGCAGUUUGGGAAGUUUGACAGUGUGCUUGAGCCAGGAUGCCACUUCCUGCCUUGGAUCUUUGGGAAGCGUGUAGUUGGCCAUCUCACACUCAGGUUGCAGCAGCUGGAUGUGCGCUGUGAAACUAAGACAAAGUACCGACCUCUGGCUGGCAAAGAAAGUGACGCAUACUACAAACUGACCAACACAAGAUCCCAGAUUCAGGCCUAUGUUUUUGAUGUGAUCAGGGCAAGUGUUCCAAAGCUCAACCUGGAUGAUGCUUUCGUGCAGAAGAAUGAUAUAGCACAGGCUGUGGAGGAUGAACUUGAAAAGGCUAUGUCGGCAUAUGGCUUUGAGAUCGUGCAGACCCUCAUUGUCGACAUCGAGCCAGAUGCGCAUGUCAAGCAGGCGAUGAAUGAGAUUAAUGCAGCUGCAAGGAUGAGGGUGGCUGCAAACGAGAAGGCGGAGGCUGAGAAGAUUGUCCAGAUCAAGCGUGCCGAGGGUGAAGCAGAGGCCAAGUACCUGUCUGGCCUGGUCAAUGUGCCUGGCACCACUGCAAAGGACGUGAUGGACAUGGUGCUGAUCACCCAGUACUUUGACACUAUGAAAGAGGUCGGCGCGUCCUCCAAGUCCUCGGCGGUGUUCAUCCCCCAUGGCCCUGGCGCGGUGCGCGACAUCGCCACGCAGAUCCGCGACGGUCUUCUUCAGGGCCAGUCUGCCUCUGACAACUAA
Triticum turgidum subsp. durum (durum wheat) is the source of this 765-nucleotide messenger RNA. The record is from the annotation of a GenBank genome assembly. NCBI's taxonomy places the organism in Eukaryota, Viridiplantae, Streptophyta, Magnoliopsida, Poales, Poaceae.